AUGGCUUCUGAUCUAUUAGGUCAACGCCGGUCUUUUGACGGCCAGCUAUGCACCAUUCGCUAUGUUGGCAACGUGCAGGGCACGGCGGGCGACUGGCUUGGUGUCGAAUGGGACGACCCAAGUAGAGGCAAGCACUCGGGCGAACACAUGGGCUUGCGCUAUUUUACAUGUAGAAGCAAAAAGCCAACGGCGGGAUCUUUUGUCCGCCCCUCCAGGCCAUCAGAUCCCCCGCGUAGCUUCUUGGAGGCUCUGCGUGAGAAGUAUGCCUCUGAGCCUGCGCAGGAAAACGCAGAAAAUGAAACUGUUUAUCCAAAACAAACCAUCAGAAUCAGCAGUAAAGUCGUCGAGGAGGUCGGCUUUGACAAGAUCCGCAGGGAGAUGGCUGAAUUGCAAGAGCUGCGCAUUGUCAUUCUGGAUGGACUGCGUCUGACUGGAGUGCUGUCGUCCUAUGACCAGCCGCUCGAUCAAGUUCAAGAGUCUGCUAUAGAGAUCGCAGCUACUUGUCCGAAGAUCACCGACUUGGAUAUGAGUCGGAACCUGUUGAGCCACUGGCGCGAUGUCUGGGAAAUCUGCAAUCAAUUGAAGCAUCUACAGCGCUUAAAGUUGAAUGGGAAUCGAUUUCAGUCCUUGGAAGAAGGUCUAUUCUUUAAGGGAAUUACCGAGUUGCACCUAGAGGAAACCUUCUUACACUGGGAUGAAAUCGCUGAAGUGGCCUCGCGAUUCCCUCAGCUCAGUUCUCUUAUAUUAACCACCAACGAACUCAAAGCAACGACACGUCCACUUCCCAACAGUAUCACCACAUUGACCCUAGAUUGGAACGAGAUCACAUCAUUAUCAUCAAUCCGCCACCUGUCAGCUCUCCCAAACCUAGAGCAUCUCUCUCUGCGCGGAAACAAUAUUACUAGCAUCACUAGCGACCCCAACGACACCCUAAGCUUCCAGUUUCCACCAACUGUCCGCUCAGUUGAUCUUUCACUCAACCAAAUCUCUUCAUGGACAUUCCUCAACCAUCUCUCAACUCUAUUUCCAGGCUUAACAACUCUCCGUCUCUCAAGAAAUCCCCUAUACGACCAACCACCCCUUCCAGCAGCCAUUGCCGCCGCGACAUCCUCAAUGAGCGCCUGCAACCCCAUGACAGUUGACGAAGCGUUCAUGCUCACACUCUCCCGUUUCCCAACAACGCUUCGCACUCUGAAUUUUAGCAAUAUAUCCUGGCAGGAUCGCUCCAAUGCGGAGAUGUAUUACCUCUCCCUCAUCGGCAAGACCCUCUCCGCUACCUCUGAAGAAGAGGAGCCCCGGAUUCUCGCCGAGCACCCACGCUACGUCGAGCUAUGCGAGCUCUAUGGUGAACCGGCCAUCACUAGAGCCGUGGUAUCUGACGGUUCCGGCAGACGGGUCAUUCAUCCUCGAUCUGUGGCGGCGCGGUUGGUAAAAAUGGCGUUCCGUCUUUCUGGAUCAGAUGGGCCGAUUCGGGUUCAAGAGAUCCCAGGCUCAUUCAAUUCAUACCAGGUUAAGGCUCUUGUGGCCAGGCUGUUUGGGCUUUCUCCAUUUGGUUUCAAGUUAAUUUGGGAGACUGAUGAAUGGGAUCCAAUUGAACCAGAUGUCGGCCAAGAAGGUGCUGAUUGGGAUGGAGAUAGCGAUGAUGAUGCGGCAGUGCGCAAGGUCGACCCUGUCUCAGAGGAAAAGAGUCGAUUUGUGCGGCGGGAGAUUGAGUUGGUGGAAUCGACAAGGGAUACUGGGUUCCUGUUCCAGGGUGAGACGGGCGAGAUGAAGAUUAGGAUUGAUAUAUCUCCUGUAUAA
Molecule: messenger RNA, 1800 nt
Organism: Penicillium maclennaniae
Lineage: Eukaryota; Fungi; Ascomycota; Eurotiomycetes; Eurotiales; Aspergillaceae
Exons: 4
Coding region: 1-1800 (599 amino acids)
Cellular component (GO): extracellular matrix
Molecular function (GO): protein binding
Source: RefSeq, a predicted model, not a curated record